Sphaeramia orbicularis (orbiculate cardinalfish) is the source of this 2321-nucleotide messenger RNA. RefSeq names its product phospholipase A2, group VII (platelet-activating factor acetylhydrolase, plasma) (gene pla2g7). The transcript is spliced from 11 exons. Bases 362 to 1567 code for a protein of 401 amino acids. The record is from RefSeq and is a predicted model, not a curated record. Gene Ontology annotation, molecular function: 1-alkyl-2-acetylglycerophosphocholine esterase activity. Lineage: Eukaryota; Metazoa; Chordata; Actinopteri; Kurtiformes; Apogonidae.
ACAGCAGCUAGCUAGUGGCAUUAGCCUCGGACGAGCUGUCAAAACCCACUAUCAAACCGCUCCCAAGUGACUCACACCAGUGGCACUUCACCUCCAAACAGUCACGUUAGUUAGGUGGUAAUGUUGCGAAACUGAUGUAGAAACAUAGGUACGCAUUGUCCUUUUGUAUCUCUCUUUUUUGUUAUAUAGUUAUAUUUAUGUUUAGCUAACCCAGAACGUACCCAGUGUAGCUUAAAGGUGAAAUUACGAAGGUCGAUGUUUUCUCAUGGAGGUUUUGUACCGUUACUAAUCAAGAGGAUUCACGAGUGGGCAAAGACAGGUAGGAGUUGACCAGAGGAGGUACACACUUGGAUUCUUUGCCAUGGGGAAUACCUGUAGUAAUCUUGGGAUCCCUCCAGCUAAGGGCCCCCACCCGGUGGGAUGCACUGACUUCAUGAUGGACCACACUGAAAAGGGCAGCUUCUUCCGGCUUUACUAUCCUUGUCAAGAGUCUGAAAAAGCAGAAAAACCAGACUGGGUGCCAUGCAGGGAGUAUUUUAAUGGUUUGGCAGAUUUCAUGAAAAUCAACAGGAGUCUCAGUGAAAGGAUUUUCAACUACCUCUUUGGGUCCUUUAAGAUCCCAGCCUACAUGGAUGCUCCAUUUAGAUGUAAUGGAAAAUGCCCUGUAGUUAUCUUCUCCCAUGGCCUGGGAGCCUUUAGGACUCUGUAUUCAGCUAUUUGUGCAGAACUGGCGUCUCAGGGCUUCAUCGUGGCAUCAGUGGAACACAGAGACCAGUCAGCCUCAGCUACGUAUUAUUUCCGUGAGAAGACCGAGUCCGAGAAGGCGAAAGGGAAUUCACCUAAAACACCAGACUCAAGUCCAGAUGACAUGGUGAGGGAGUGGAUUUAUUACAGAGCUCUGCAACACGGGGAGAGCGAGUUCCCCCUCCGAAACAAACAGGUGAAACAGAGAGCAGACGAAUGCAUUCUGGCUCUGGAUAAACUCGCUGAAAUUAACUCAGGGACACCGAUGCAGAAUGUUUUGCAAACACAGUUUGACUGGACGACACUGGAGAACUCCAUGGACAUGUGCAGGAUAGCUGUAAUGGGACAUUCCUUCGGAGGAGCCACUGUUAUUGAAGCUCUGUGCAAGGAGGUGAAAUUUAAAUGCGGCAUUGCGCUGGACGCCUGGAUGCAUCCUUUAGAUGAUGAGAUCUUCCCCCGAGUGAAGCAGCCCAUCUUCUUCAUCAACUCUGAGAAGUUCCAGUGGGCGGGGAACAUCAGCCGGAUGAAGAAGCUGGACUCGGCGGUCAUACAGAGAAAAAUGAUCACCAUCAGAGGGACAGUCCACCAGAGUUUCCCAGACUUCACCUUCCUGACGGGAAACUGGAUCGGGAAGCUGAUGAAGCUAAAAGGGGAGAUCGACCCCGAGCUUGCUAUAGACCUGUCAAACAAAGCAUCACUAGCCUUUCUGCAGCGGCAUCUGGGCCUGGAGAGGAACUUCAACCAGUGGGACCCUCUGAUCGACGGGGAGGAUACAAACCUCAUUCAAGGAACCAAUGUCACUGUGCUCCAGUCCGCCAUCUGAGCUCCACACAGUCCUGAAGGACCCGGGACCGCCAGGCCCUGGACGAUCCACCUCACCCAUGUAUUGGCUGAACAGACCUAGAAUGUCACAGACGGGCCUGCGUACAGACUACGUUUGGAAGUAGGUUAGGAAAGCUGAUCUCUACCUCACCAGCAGGAAAGAUUUGUUUUUCUCAACAGAUCACCUCAGUGCUCAGUGUACCAGUGUUUGUUUUUGAGGCCUGCAUGUUGCGUAUGAGCAGCUUCUCCUUUUCACUGUUAGUGAAAUCUUAAGGAUUACCAACAAAUUCUCUGAUCUAAUCAUAGCCAAAUAUAUCCACUUUUGGUGAUUAUAGAAAGUCAACAGAGAAAUCAAGUGUUGUUUCAUGCUAAUAAAGUAUGUCACUCUGGAAAUAAUGAGACUCCAGCAGAGACGAGUUACACUAUGAUUGCAGUGUGAUUAUGUGAUAAGGCCUUUAAUGAGAAUGUUCUCCAGUCAGAGGACUGGGUAGACUUAGUAAUGUAGAUCUAGAUCAGCAACCAAGCGUCUAUCUGGACUUCACAAUAAAUUAAACAAUACAGAAAUAAUAAUAAUAACACUAAACACUAAUGUUGAUCCAACCAGUAGAUGCAGUCAGAUGCUAUGUGCCUUCAUGCAGUACUGUUCCUUCUCCUCGCUCCAUGAAAUGUAACAGACCUCUACUUUUAUACACUUCUGUCAGAAAUAUUGCAUUUGUACACAACAGACAUCCAAUAAAUCUGGUUUGUAUACAAAA